CUGGUUUACUAAAUGGAUUAAUGGUGCUGUGGAUCUGAGAACAGACUCAGACUACAGAGGUCGUGUUGGAGUAUAAUUGUCGUACAUGGAACAGGUGCACUCUGAGAAUCAGAGACCUGAGAGAGAGCGACUCAGCUGAGUACAUGUUCAGAUUCAUAACAAACCAAGGUGGGAAAUAUAAAGGUGAACCUGGAGUCACUUUGUCUGUCACAGACCUCCAGGUGCUGGUGGAAAGAUCAUCAACCCAGACAGAGCUGAAGUGUCACAGCAGUUUUAAAGUAGCUGAUCGUCCUUCAUAUGUCUGGUACAGGAACCAACAGAAAAUGAAGGAGGAAACAUUUUCCCUUAGAGUCUCUGUUAAUGAUGACAACAGCUAUUCCUGUGCUCUUAAAGGAUGUGAGGAUCACCCCUCCCCUCCAGUGUAUGCUCCAAAGCUUCUCUCUGUGUCAGUGAGUCCCUCUGGUGAGAUAGUGGAGGGCAGUUCAGUGACUCUGACCUGUAGCAGUGAUGCUAACCCAGCAGCUAAUUACACCUGGUACAAGGAGAAUGACCGUAAACUUCCCAGUCAACAACCACAGCUCUUCUUCAGGUCCAUCCAGCCCUCUGAGUCUGGAGAGUAUUACUGUACAGCUGAGAAUGAGUUGGGGAGGAGGACGUCUGAUCACAAAUUUAUUGAUGUGGAAUAUGCUCCAAAGCUUCUCUCUGUGUCAGUGAGUCCCUCUGGUGAGAUAGUGGAGGGCAGUUCAGUGAAUCUGACCUGUAGCAGUGAUGCUAACCCAGCAGCUAAUUACACCUGGUACAAGGAGAAUGAAGACUCACCAAAAGCUUCAGGACAGAUCUUCACCAUCACUGACCUCAGACCUGAACACAGUGGGAAUUAUUACUGUGAAGCCCAGAACACAAGAGGACGUCGUAACUCCACCUUAAAUCUGACUGUUGUAGCAGGAGCAUGGAAGUUAAGAACUGUUGCUAUAUUCUCUGCCAUUGUCCUGGCUGUCAUACUCGUCUGUGUCUUCCUCUGGAUCAUAAAAAAGAGGGUCUUCAAGCAGGAGUCUGAGCCUGAAGAGAGACCAGACGCCAGGCAACAGGUGGAACCAGCAGAGCAGCAGGCUAACCUUCACUAUGCCAGCGUCCACUUUUCCAAAGACGACCCUGUCUACUCCAACAUCACACCGGCUCAGCCCAAAGGACAGAAGGAGGAAAAGAAGGAAGAAGAAGAAAUGGUGGAGUACACCACUGUCUCAUUUAACAGCGCCGGUACGGCCCAGAGAGCCAGAGGUCAGAAAGCUCCAGAGGAUCCAGCUGCAUUGUACAGCACAGUCAGCAAACGCCACAAAAAACAGUGAAUCUCUACUCUACUUUCCAUCCAUGGCAUUUUUUUUUUUUCAUUAUUUUUAUGAAAGAAAAUCACAAUGGGUUUUAAACCAUAUCUCAUUAAGAAUGCAACACAAAUUGCAUUUUAAUUGCUAAUUAAAUUUACAAAUUCAAGCAGAACAUACAGCAGCAGUGUUAAACCUGUUGGACUGAUCAGUUUGAAUGAAGAACCUCAACAAUGGUGAGAGAAAGCACUAAACUGCACUAGGAUGGAUUUGGACAGCACAAUAAGCAGCCAAUGGUGGGGAAUGUAUUUGCUAAUCUGGUUGUAGUUUCCUCCUUCUGCCACUAGAUGUUAGUAAAGAGACGUUUUAUACUGAUGGCAAAUCAUUGAACAACCUCCACGCACUCUUUCUGCUUCUACUUCUUCUUCUUUACUUGUUUUAUUUUCACUCAAAGAUCCAUUGUUGGUAGUUUACACACACUUUCUAAAGUAUUUCUCCUGCUGUAAUGUUGCCAAAUUGUUUAUAUUUCUACUUUUAUUCUUAGAACUGAUUAUAUGGGUCACCUGUUUUUGUUCUGUACCCGUUUGUACUGGUAACAUGAUCACAUUUGUGCUCUGCAUUGUAUUUUAUUCUCAGGAAUCCCAAUGUAUUUUUGCUCUGGUUAGAUAGAACUGGUUUACACAUUAGACUAGACAAUAAGCUACUUAACUCAGAGGAUCACAUAGUGAUUUUGAGCUCAUGGAUAUAAUUAUUCACAGAGUUCCUGCUGUCAACACAUUCAUGCACAGUGUGUUGACAGAAUUAACAACUGAAAUUCUGUGGCUGUGAGAAAAGUUACCAGUGGCUGAAGUUCCUUUUGAAGGAAGUUGAAGAUAAGCGUUUUGUCUGUCGUCAUUUUCACCACAGCAACUGGAGGAUGUACCUUUUUUUUUCUCUGCUGAAACGGAAGUGUUGAAAUUAGUAUUAACAAACUUAUCACAAAUAUGUUGUAAACUGUCUUUGUGUAAAUUUCGUACAGCAGUGUGGUAGAAUAACAACUGUGGAAUUAUCACUGUGAAGCCCAGAACAGCAGAGGGUGUCAUAACUCCACCUUAGAUCAGGCUGCUGUGCCAUUCUGUCUGAGUAUGUCUGGUAAAGUCACUUCUAUCUCCACACCCCCAGAUUUCUUUACUUUUCAAACCCAUAGUCUUCAGCCCCAACCAACGCUGGAUCAGAUGACAUCACCUGAGGCAAUUGAUCACAUUUUGUGCAGCUGCCUAUAGGGCUUUAUACAACUUUAUUAUUUACAUAUGUACUAGUUCUCACAGAUUUUGAUAAGUAAACUUGGUUGAAUUGUAACCCUGACUGUUUUUGUAAGAACAUCAUUUAAAUACUCUUGAAUCUUGAAGUGUUCUCUUGUAAUUAAAGUGACAAUUUUU
Molecule: messenger RNA, 2737 nt
Organism: Seriola dumerili (greater amberjack)
Lineage: Eukaryota; Metazoa; Chordata; Actinopteri; Carangiformes; Carangidae
Product: B-cell receptor CD22-like
Exons: 8
Coding region: 144-1346 (400 amino acids)
Source: RefSeq, a predicted model, not a curated record